UUAUCCGCUUCAUUCCUUAUCACCAGCACCGCCCUUCCCAAGCAUCCACAGAUGAGUUACGAGACAAACAAGUUGCAAGUGUCUUUUCACUUUCGAUAUUUAAUACACAUGGCUGUCCCCAUCUUUUCCUGUCAUAGAAAGGUCACCCCACAUUAUCAAGGUCACAGGAAACCCAUUCUCUUCAUACAUUUCCGAUCUGCGGGCUUCUCACAGCACCUUAGCUUUUUUUAUAAGCUUCCUCCAAAUGCCUGCCUGCCUGCCACUCACCAACUGCCUACAAAAAUCAACAUAUAUUCCAGUGCGAGAACCCAGUAAUCUGAACCUCACAAACCUACAAAAAAAUCUAUAAGAACCAAAAUCCUGGUUUCUUUUAGCACAUGAAGAAUUCUUCUAAGGUACUAAGCGAUAUCAUAUGGAAAUGGACUAAGAGAAAGAAAGGCCAUUUUGCUGUCUACACCAAGGAAGGCAAGAGGUUCGUUGUGCCUUUAUACUAUUUGAAUCACCCCAUCUUCAGAGUUCUACUGGAAAUGGCUGAGGAGGAAUUCGGAACCACGACUCAUGGACCACUGCAAGUUCCUUGUGAGGAAGAAUUUAUGGAAUACAUUUUCACUGUACUGAGGAAGAAUCCUUCUGUGGAAGUGGAAACUGCUUUAAUCCCCGUGAACAGUUGUGAGGGAAUUUCAAUAUCUUCUUUUUUCCCUGUUAUUCCUACCCAUAAUCAAGCUGCUCCUGGAUCUAUAGCUGUGUAGACCGGGAUGCUAAGUGAUUAGGCUGCAGUCUUGUACAUUUGUAGUUGUGGGAAUUAAAGUUUUUGUCCUUCA
Molecule: messenger RNA, 821 nt
Organism: Hevea brasiliensis (rubber tree)
Lineage: Eukaryota; Viridiplantae; Streptophyta; Magnoliopsida; Malpighiales; Euphorbiaceae
Product: auxin-responsive protein SAUR36
Exons: 1
Coding region: 378-749 (123 amino acids)
Biological process (GO): response to auxin
Source: RefSeq, a predicted model, not a curated record